Messenger RNA from Talaromyces marneffei, 576 nucleotides. RefSeq lists its product as uncharacterized. Bases 1 to 576 code for a protein of 191 amino acids. The record is from RefSeq and is a predicted model, not a curated record. The transcript has 4 exons. NCBI's taxonomy places the organism in Eukaryota, Fungi, Ascomycota, Eurotiomycetes, Eurotiales, Trichocomaceae.
AUGAAAGGAGUGUCACAUAUACUACAAUAUCUACUCUUUUUGAGUAUCUUCUCAGGCCUUACGGGAGUAUUAGCUGCAAAACCCUCGUCAUUUUGCAAAUGCACAUGUUUCUCGAAUAGCACAAUCAUCGAACUCCGACCUAUAAACACAGACAAAGACCUAUCGGACGGCUUAUUGAAACGAAGCGCCGAAUCAUCGGCAUCAUGGGGAUGGGAUUUCAACGAUUACGCUACGGCCAAAAUUAUUGCGCGAGAAGACUCAAAAGAGGAUGGUGAUACUAAGAAUAAACAAACGCCAAGCCGUAACCGAGGGUUGACGUGUAAUGACUGCAAUCGCGCAUUCUGUCUGGAUUAUAAUUUGCCGAAGUGUAAAGGCGCAAAGGAGGAGGAUGUUAUUGCAACUUGUUUCCAACGGGAUUCGAGGAAAGAUGAAGCAGUGGUUAUAAUUUUUAUACUUGCGACGAGUGGCUUGCUCAUUUGGGCCAUUCUGCGGCCUUGGGUGCAGGGGUGGGUAGAGGCUGCGAGAGAGCGAAGGAGUUAUAUUCCGGUUUCGCAUGGAGGGGGAGGGACUGACUAG